Molecule: messenger RNA, 1554 nt
Organism: Pangasianodon hypophthalmus (striped catfish)
Lineage: Eukaryota; Metazoa; Chordata; Actinopteri; Siluriformes; Pangasiidae
Gene: bckdhb
Product: branched chain keto acid dehydrogenase E1 subunit beta
Exons: 11
Coding region: 32-1213 (393 amino acids)
Biological process (GO): branched-chain amino acid catabolic process; response to nutrient
Molecular function (GO): catalytic activity
Source: RefSeq, a predicted model, not a curated record
GAAUCCCUCUUCCUGGCCGCAGUGUUCUGCAAUGGCGGCGGUCGCGCGCUUACUGCUCAGGACUGCGGCUUUUAAAGCCUCUGUUACUGAUGUGUGCGGCGGUGUGCACAGCACUAAUGCAGGAAUCUCAGUCCUCAGACUCUCACCGAGCUCCUGCAUGAGGCUGAAGACACAAAAAAGACAUGCAGCACACUUCACCUUUUACCCUGACCCUGUCCCCACGACUUACGGCCCCACCACGAAGAUGAACUUGUUCCAGUCUAUAACCAGUGCCCUGGACAACACUUUGGCCAGUGACCCCACAGCAGUAAUUUUCGGGGAGGACGUGGCCUUUGGUGGUGUGUUUCGAUGCACAGUUGGCCUGAGGGACAAAUAUGGCCAAGACCGUGUUUUUAACACUCCACUGUGUGAGCAGGGCAUUGUGGGAUUUGGCAUAGGAGUAGCUGUUGCAGGAGCCACAGCCAUUGCAGAAAUUCAGUUUGCUGAUUACAUCUUUCCUGCUUUUGAUCAGAUUGUAAAUGAAGCUGCCAAGUACCGGUACCGUUCAGGGAAUCAUUUCGACUGUGGGAACCUGACUAUCCGAGCACCGUGGGGCUGCGUGGGCCACGGCUCCCUCUACCACUCCCAGAGUCCUGAAGCCUUCUUUGCCCACUGCCCUGGCCUUAAGGUGGUUGUGCCAAGAGGUCCAGUCCAAGCUAAAGGGCUGCUUUUGUCCUGCAUUGCUGAUCAGAACCCCUGCAUCUUCUUUGAGCCCAAGAUCCUUUACAGAGCUGCAGUGGAGCAAGUACCGACCGAAGCGUACCACCUCCCUCUCUCUCAGGCUGAUAUUGUGCAGGAGGGAAGUGACCUCACCAUGGUUGCCUGGGGAACACAGGUUCAUGUCAUGAGGGAAGUUGCUAACAUGGCACAGGACAAGCUUGGAGUAUCUUGUGAGGUCAUUGACCUGCAGACAGUUUUGCCAUGGGACAUAGAUACAGUGUGCAAGUCGGUGGUAAAGACGGGGCGGCUGCUGAUCAGUCAUGAGGCUCCAGUGACUGGAGGCUUUGCUGCUGAGAUCUCCACAACGGUUCAGGAGGAAUGUUUCCUAAACCUGGAGGCGCCCAUCACAAGGGUUUGUGGAUAUGAUACACCUUUCCCUCACAUUUUCGAACCCUUCUAUAUUCCGGACAAAUGGAAAUGUUUUGAGGCUGUCAAACGAAUGAUCAACUACUAGAAUUAGACACGUCAACAUGAAAUUCUUCCUAUUAUGCGUUCCCUCUCUAGAAUCUGGAAAUGAUGAACUCAUCACAGAUGUGGUUGCUACCCUUGUUGACUAACAGACAACUCAUGAGGAUGGAUAAACUUGGACUGUAACUCCAGAACUUCAGCGGUCAACCAUGUGGAACAAUAUUCAUGAACACUAACAUGCAGAUAACUAGUGUGUGCUCUUGAAUUAUAUUUGUUGGCUGAGUGUUUCCGUUUUUGCUGUUACAUUUUGAUUACCUCUGCUUAGCCUCUCUGUCACAUUGAAUUCUGGGUGUUUGGUUUCCGAACAAAUUAAAAACAUUAAUCAUG